Molecule: messenger RNA, 712 nt
Organism: Apis cerana (Asiatic honeybee)
Lineage: Eukaryota; Metazoa; Arthropoda; Insecta; Hymenoptera; Apidae
Gene: mRpL18
Product: mitochondrial ribosomal protein L18
Biological process (GO): translation
Cellular component (GO): ribosome; mitochondrion
Molecular function (GO): 5S rRNA binding; structural constituent of ribosome
Source: RefSeq, a predicted model, not a curated record
AUGUUUCGAAUAUCUUUAAAUAAUUUAAUUAAAAGGCAAAUACAUGGAAAUGCAGAAAUAAUAGAGAAAUGUAAGGAAAUCAUAAACCGUAAUCCACGAAAUUUAGAACGUUUAAGGAUCGCCAGAAAACCUAUAGGUUAUGCCCUUGAUACACGUGAAAUUACAUUUUGGCAUAAGCUUGAAAUAUACGCCACUCAGCGUAAUGUUAUAACAGAAAUACAUCAUUUUGAAAAUGGUCCUAUUAUUAGAGUCUCAAGUAUGGAAUGGGGAAUAAAAAAACAAUUAUUUAGCACAAAAGACACUAUAGCAUACAAAUUCGUAGGACGUGUGCUUGCACAACGUUGCUUAGAAAGUGGUAUAUCUGAAAUUUAUGUUAAUGAUUCAAUUAUUGUUGGAAGUAAGGUACAAUUACUAUUAGAUACAUUAUCAGAAUGUGGAAUUUGCUUAAAAGAACCAGAAAGAUAUAAAGUUCCAAAACCUGGUAUAUUGGUUCAUCCAGAGAAGCCUUGGGAAACAUAUGAAUAGUUUUUAAUUACAUGUGAAUAUUAUAUAUCAAUAUGAAUGUUAUAUAAUAAAUGUAUAAUGAAUGACAAUAUAUAUAAUGAAUAUAUGACAAUAAAUUUAAGUUAUAAUAUAUAUCUUUAUAAUACUAUAUAUAUGUAAAUUUUUCUAAUUAUAAUUUAUUAUAUAAUAAACCAAAAUAUGAUAUUAA